AUGGGGGACGAUCCGGGGAGGCUUUAUCAUUUGGAUGGAGUUGCUCAUAUCGCCGGUGUGAUCAACGACGAGCCUCGUCGUUGCAUAUCCAGCGUUAGGCGGCAGCAGGGGAUGCGUCUUGAUGAGAGGUACGUUCCGUACUUGCAGAUGGCCGGAUUGUACCAUCUUGCGAGACUGAACGACAGAUGGUUCCGACUAGACGAGCCCCUAGUCAGUGCAUUUGUCGAGAGGUGGCGGCCUGAGACGCACACCUUCCACAUGCCGUUCGGAGAGUGCACCAUCACGCUUCAGGACGUCGCAUACCAUCUGGGGUUGCCAGUGGACGGAGAUUACGUCAGUGGUUGCCUGACAGACUUCCACCUUUACAUUGAGGGUGGGAGGCCAGCUUGGUAGUGAUU
Molecule: messenger RNA, 398 nt
Organism: Arachis duranensis
Lineage: Eukaryota; Viridiplantae; Streptophyta; Magnoliopsida; Fabales; Fabaceae
Product: protein MAIN-LIKE 1-like
Exons: 2
Coding region: 1-393 (130 amino acids)
Biological process (GO): meristem maintenance; meristem development
Source: RefSeq, a predicted model, not a curated record